AUGAUGCAGCGCCUUGCCACAGCACGUUUCAUUCCUGUCUCCACGUCUCUUUAUUUCUCACGCCGUGCCGUCAGUGACGAAGAGGGCGGUGAGAAGAAGCGGAAGGUGAAUCUUGACGAUGAUGACCGCUGGCUUGAGGCGGAGUUUGACGAGAAAAUCCGGACUCCAGAAGAGCGCUACGCCUUUCAACGGCAACGUGAACUGAUGAAGUCCAUCAUUAACAAGAUGCGCAAUGAACAUGAUGAGAAGCUUGGAGCCGCUGUGGCGAAGCACAACGAGAAGAUUGAUGCCAUUAAAGCUCAAAUGGCUUCACUGGAAGAAAAACUGAAGGAAAUUGGCAAAGAAGAUUAG
Trypanosoma cruzi is the source of this 351-nucleotide messenger RNA. RefSeq lists its product as uncharacterized. The transcript has a single exon. Lineage: Eukaryota; Euglenozoa; Kinetoplastea; Trypanosomatida; Trypanosomatidae. The record is from RefSeq and is a predicted model, not a curated record. Bases 1 to 351 code for a protein of 116 amino acids.